Molecule: messenger RNA, 2584 nt
Organism: Sander lucioperca (pikeperch)
Lineage: Eukaryota; Metazoa; Chordata; Actinopteri; Perciformes; Percidae
Product: lamin-A-like
Exons: 13
Coding region: 276-2207 (643 amino acids)
Source: RefSeq, a predicted model, not a curated record
AGAGAGAGAGAGAGAGAGAGAGAGAGAGAGAGAGAGAGAGGAACAAGCACCUACCAAGUGCCAAACUUGAGGCCAACCUCUCUCCUCCCAUCUCAUUCUUUCCUACAUGGGCACCCACAGAUGGAUUUGCAGACAGCACAGUAACUGAACAGACUGAGGAGGGUUGGAGAAACUCUGAUCACAAGAUAAUAAAAAAAACUAACAAAGAAGUCUAGAAUAUCCUCGGAGCAGAGUUUUAUCUUCUUCUGACCAACUUUAAAAAGGAUAAAAGUGCAAUGGCGACACCCAAAAACACUCCCCGAGGUGCCAACACACCACUAUCCCCGAACCGUAUCACACGGCUCCAGGAGAAGGAUGACCUGUGCAACCUCAACGAUCGACUGGCCGUCUACAUUGACAAGGUGCGCUCUCUGGAGACUGAGAACGCCGGCCUGCGUCUGCGCAUCACUGAGUCAGAGACCGAGGUCAGCCGGGAGCUGACGGGCCUGAAGGCCGCUUAUGAGACCGAGCUGGCCGAUGCCCGUCAGACUCUGGACUCUGUGGCCAAAGAGCGAGCACGUCUGCAGCUGGAGUUGGCCAAGCUGCGAGAGGACUACAAGGAGCUGAAAGCAAGGAACACCAAAAAGGAGUCCGAUUUGGCUGGAGCGUUGCAGAGGCUCAAAGACCUGGAGGCUCUGCUGAACUCCAAGGAUGCAUCCUUGACCACGGCUCUGGGAGAGAAGCGUAACCUCGAGGUGGAAAACAGGGACCUGAAGGCGCAGCUUGCCAAGCUGGAAACCAGUUUGGCCGAUGCCAAGAAGCAACUGCAGGAUGAGAUGCUGAGGAGGGUUGACGGAGAAAAUCGCAUCCAGACCCUCAAAGAGGAGCUGGAGUUUUCGAGGAACCUCCACUCUGAGGAACUACGGGAGAUAAAGCGGCGUCAUGAGUCCCGUAUGGUUGAGUUGGACAAUGGCCACCAGCAGGACUUUGAAAGCAAGUUGGCAGAGGCGCUGGUGGACAUGCGUAGCCAGCACGAACUGCAGGUCAAAAUGUACAAAGAUGAGAUUGAGAAGACCUACAAUUCCAAGCUGGAAAAUGCUCGUCAGUCAGCGGACAGGAGCAGCCACCUGGUUGGAGCAGCACAUGAGGAGCUCCAGCAGACACGAACCCGCCUGGAGUCCAUGUCCUCUCAGCUCAGCCAGCUGCAGAAACAGCUGGCGGCCCGUGAGGCGAAGGUAAGGGACCUGGAGGACGCCCUGUCUCGGGAGCGGGACAACACCCGUCGCCUGCUGGGGGAGAAAGACAGAGAAAUGGCCGAGAUGAGGCAGCAAAUGCAACAGCAGCUGGAUGAGUACCAGGAACUUCUGGAUGUCAAGCUGGCUCUGGACAUGGAGAUAUGCGCUUACAGGAAGCUGCUGGAAGGGGAGGAGCAGAGGCUGCGUCUCUCCCCCAGCCCUCCGCCCACCAAAAUGACAGGAAGUCGUUCCUCUACUUCAGGAGCUCUCUCUCGAUCAGUCCACUACAACGCGCAGAGCUCUCCUGCCAAGAGGCGCCGACCCAACGACACCGACAGCGAGGCUUCCAGCAUCGCAGGUGGAGCUGUGGCCCGCACUCGCAUCACCCAGCAGGCCUCAGCCAGCGGACGGGUCACUGUGGAUGAGGUGGACCUGGAAGGGAAAUAUGUCAGACUCAGCAACAAAUCAGAUGAGGAUCAGAACUUGGGGAACUGGCAGUUGAAGCGGCAGGUGGGAUCUGGGGCUCCUAUCAUCUUCAAGUUCCCUGUAAAAUUCACCUUGAAGGCCGGCCAGAGGGUCACGAUCUGGGCCUCUGGUGCUGGUGGAACCCACAACCCUCCCUCUGACCUGGUGUGGAAGACUCAGCCCUCUUGGGGCACUGGAGACCUGUUCCAGACCACCCUGAUCAGUGCCAAUGGAGAGGAAAUGGCAAUGAGGAAGGUCACCCGCACACAGUUUGAAGAAGAAGAUGAUGACAUGCAGGUGGCUCACAGCACCUGUGGAGACAGUGAGUACAACCUGCGGAGCCGGACGGUGGUCUGCGGCUCCUGCGGACUUCCUUCAGACAAAUCCAGCAACUGCUCCAUGUCCUCAGCCUCCCGCUCUUUUCGCAGCGGAGGCAUCUCUGAGGGUCUACUGCCGCACUCCUACGUCUUCAGCGCCAGCACUCCUCGCAAGACUGGAGCCAGAAUGGAGAACUGUCCAAUUAUGUGAGCCCCUGGAUCCACGCUGAAACACUUCAACUCUAUUAGUUUUCAGUUAUUAUUCCUUUAGUUACCAGUAGUUAUUAAUUUCAGUUCAUGUACUUCUUUAUCUUUUAUCUAUUAUCUUUAAGAUAAUGUAUGCAAUAAAACGUUAUACCACUUUUUUUUUUAUGUACAUAGGCAUGCUUAUGAAAUACUUUCUUGAAUUUAAACGGUGAAUUUAAAGCAGUCACUUGUAUUUAUAUUAAGGGCUGGAAAUAUCCUAAAUACAUUUAUUUUUAAUAGAAUUUGCUUCUAAGUAAUCCAACUCCAACCUUGCUACAGGUCUACAGAAUAUGGUGUAUCCUAUUUUUGUUGUUGCUUAUAUCAAUAAACAUUUUUUCAGAA